This is a messenger RNA of Arxiozyma heterogenica, 1158 nucleotides long. It is a transcript of the gene SLU7, whose product is annotated as mRNA splicing protein SLU7. Lineage: Eukaryota; Fungi; Ascomycota; Saccharomycetes; Saccharomycetales; Saccharomycetaceae. Gene Ontology annotation, cellular component: spliceosomal complex. The record is from RefSeq and is a predicted model, not a curated record. Gene Ontology annotation, biological process: mRNA splicing, via spliceosome. Gene Ontology annotation, molecular function: zinc ion binding; pre-mRNA 3'-splice site binding. The coding region runs from base 1 to 1158 and encodes 385 amino acids. The transcript has a single exon.
AUGCAACAGCAAUCAAACAACCCUGAUAAUCAACCAAAAAAACAGCAGUCACUUCCUCAGCAGCAACGAAUAAGAAAAAUUCGACAAAAUGAACAUAUCCCCCGAUAUAUCAAAUCACAACCAUGGUACUAUCAAUCGUUAAAUUCAAAUGACUAUUUAAUUCACCACAGACAAUCACAAGAUAAAAAGAAAUUAUUCGAUAUUGAGAAUAAUAGAGAAGCAAAAGUUGGUGGUGGAAUCAAUGAUAAAUUUGUAAAAAAGGAAGUGAUUAGUAUUGAGAAUUACAAUAAAUACAACAUUCAAGACACUGGACACAAAUUUUGUAAGAAUUGUGGACAACUGGGUCAUUUAAGGAAAGAUUGUCUUGAAAGACCAAGACAGAUAAAGAAUAAAAAUGUAUUAAUACAAAAACACGAAAUAAAAAAACAAGAUAAUAGAGAAGAAGGAAACAGUAAAUUUUUGACAAUUAGAGAUGAUGAAAAUUUAGAUUGGGAUGCCAAAAAGGAUCGAUGGUAUGGAUAUACAGGUGACGAUUAUGAUAACGUUGUACAUAAAUGGCAAGCAAAUAAUAAUGAAAAUGCAUCUAGACCAGUAGCAUCAAAUAAAUAUGAUCGAGAUGAGGAAAUUGAAUUAUUCAAAUUGAGAUUAAUAAAAUAUUCUAAGGGUUUAAUAAGACAGCAUCAGUUCAGCGAACAAGAGAGGAAUUUAGGUAGAACGACAGUAAGAUUGAGAGAGGAUAAAGCUGUGUAUUUAAAUGACAUUAAUUCGUCUAGAAUGAAAUAUGAUCCUAAGUCUAGAGUUUACAAAACUGCAACUACAGGGUACAUUGAUUCGAAAACAAAGAUGUUCCGUAGACAUUUGACUGGUGAAGGUUUACAAUUAGAACAGUUGUCUAGAUUUAACCGUAGGUAUGCACGUCAACAAGGAAUUAACGAUGCAUUACAAGAUAAAAGGAAAAUCGAGCAUGUAUUAAUAGCUAAUCCGACUAAAUAUGAAAAAUUGAUGAGAGAAACUAAGCAACUACAGCAACAACAAAAGCAACAAGAGAAUUCUACUUCCAAGGCAUCAAUAGAUUAUUCACAAUUGGAAGCCCAAAAAAUUAAAGGAAAAAAACAAGAUUCUUUAACAAAGAAAGUAUUGAAAACCAUGUAUGAAUGA